Messenger RNA from Frieseomelitta varia, 4191 nucleotides. RefSeq names its product carbohydrate sulfotransferase 11. Gene Ontology annotation, biological process: carbohydrate biosynthetic process. The record is from RefSeq and is a predicted model, not a curated record. Lineage: Eukaryota; Metazoa; Arthropoda; Insecta; Hymenoptera; Apidae. Bases 384 to 1409 code for a protein of 341 amino acids. The transcript has 8 exons. Gene Ontology annotation, cellular component: membrane. Gene Ontology annotation, molecular function: sulfotransferase activity.
CAUUCGAUAAAGCUUUUACGAAAGUGCACGAUCCAGCAGAUUUGCCACGUAGAUUUUGGCAGCGUAUGGUCCAAUCUGUCGCCGCCUAACAGAGGAAGGAAUCGGAUGAUUGCGGUCAAGAGCAAAUUCCAAUGUCAUUGCGCAAUGGAGUACACGGUUCGAUUGGCGAUGUUGUUUGCCAUUCAUUUGUUGUAUCGCUCCAUUGACGUAAUGAAUUUUUGACGUUCAUUAUUCUAUUAACAACAAUGCUCGUUUCUGUGCGUUAACUUAAACCGAUAUCAUGGACAAAGGCUAUCAAGGAUUAUCAAGAGAAACGUUUAAACGAGCAGAAAAAUUUGUUAAAUAAUUCUAUAUCAAGAUAAACAAAUCAAUGUUCCGGGUGGAUGGGAAAAACGAUGAAAAAAUGCCGUGUCUGGAGGACAGUUCUGUUUUUUCUCAAUAUUUCAAGUUUAGUGAUAAACGCUAACAUAAUUGGAGAGCAUACCUUAACGGACGAUGGGAAAAGAAAAUCCUUCGAAACGGAGGGUUCUGUGUAUUCUUGGACUGGACCGAACGCCUUGGCAAGAUCCGCUCUGGUGGAACGUCAAGAGAGAUUGCAGUACAACUGCGACGAGAUCUUAGGAGAUAAAAAUUCUCAGAACGACGAUUUGAAUCCGGAAUCCUUCAGAAAUAUUCUUGUCGACGAACAACACGAACUUUUAUAUUGUUACGUUCCAAAGGUUGCCUGCACAAACUGGAAACGAGUUCUAAUGGUCGCUACGGGGAAAUGGCCAGGUAAUGAUCCUAUGGAAAUACCGGCCGAUCAAGCGCAUUCCCCAGGUACCUUUCAGAGGCUUAGUAACUAUACUUUGUCUGAAAUAGAACGAAUGUUGGCGACUUACGACAAGCUGAUCGUCGUCAGACACCCUUUGGAAAGGUUAUUGUCCGCCUACAGAAACAAGUUGGAGGCGAAACACGAGAAGAGUUCGAAGUAUUUUCAAACUCGUUUUGGAAAGAAGAUUAUCAGGAGGUAUAGACAAAACGCCACUGCAGAGUCGCUGAAAAACGGUGAUGACGUGACAUUUAGAGAAUUUGUACAGUUUGUCACAGAUGAUUCAUUAAAUGAAACACAAAACGAGCACUGGAAGCCAAUUUACGAGCUGUGUCAACCGUGUUUGGUCAACUAUAAUCUCGUCAGCAAAUACGAAAGUUUAGUUGAAGAUGCCACGGAAGUUUUAGAACGGAUGGGCGUCGAGUCCGUCAGUUUCCCAACGAAACCAGCGAACAGCGAGCCAACCGCGAAGAAACUAGAUAAGUACUAUUCCACGUUGACGUACAAACAACUUCGAAAGUUGGUAGAUUUGUACAAAUUAGACCUAAGAUUGUUCGAUUACUCAUUGGAGGAUGUGCUAGGAUUUUCGUUGGCGUGAUUGAAUUUUUCUCGACAAUUUCUGUGUAGAGUAUGCUUCAAAUAGUGAAUGGAGACGCGCCAAAUAGACUUAAGUUUUCCUUAUUUCCUUAUUUCCAUGUGCUCUGCUCUCAAUAUGUGAGUAAUAGUUCGCAUACGCAUCUCUGUAAUGUAUUUAACGUGUAGUUAUUAAUUAAUCAGCCGAGUCACAGAGAGCAGUGCUUAACCAGCAUCAAACUGGUUGUUUCGAGAAUCUUUCAGGUAAGCGCUAGUCGAGCAGAGAGAUAUUUUUCUCCUUUCUCGUUAUUCUUAUUUUUAAAACACGCGUGAAUACCCGUGCCAAGAAUUUAAGAAUAUAAAAACCAGUUGAUUGGUUGUUCGUGCCAAUGAAACAUCUACUUGAUAACUUUCUGCGAGAGUGUGAUCUUUGCCGAGUUUAUAGAUCUUAAAUAUCCAGGUUUUAUUUACGCAAAUGUUUUAUGUGGACGCUCAAUAGACGAAGACUUUAUGGGUUGUGCCUUGAGUAGAAUUGUUAUUCUAACAGAAUAACUGCCAUAUGUAUGUACCUAAUCAUAUAGGGUACAAAAAUCAUAUGAUUUACAUUCCUAUAACUAACUCAUUUUAUAUUGUCGUAAGUUACCAAUCGAACCUCUUUUUACAGCAACAACUGUAAACAUAAAAUAAAGAUAUAUUUUAUAAAUAUUUAUAUAUAAUAUCAUGCAUGAGUGUAACUGUAAUAGUUCUAUGGAAACACUCACAUGCUUUUAGCAAAUGUUACAUAAGUAGUUGUUCAAAGUGUAGAUUGAACCUGUUCUGCGUAUUGUCUGUUAUAAGGUUAAUGUUUACUUUUCAAGUUAAACUUAACCGAAGGCCUGAAAAUGAUAAACGAUGUUAGCAUACAUUAGCAACUCUGUGCAGAGAAACUCUAUGCAACUCGAUCAAAUAUUAAAACUACGCGAACUGAUCAAAAUAGCUCUGGCCAUCAAUCAAAUUGAAGAGCUCUCCGCUCACUUCUUAAAAGUUGCUGGGAAAAAAUCGGAAAUUGAAAAUUAUUUUUAUUCUUUUCGUUAUCUUUUUUUCUUUUUGCUAGAAAAUUGCUGAAAAAAAUUCCUUGGGAAAAUAUCUGUUGAAACGGAAAAUUCUUUGGAAAAAUAUCUAUUGGAACGGAAAGCAAAAGACCUCCACGUACAAGCGUUUUUUUUUUUUUUUUUUUUUUUUUUGAGUCAGCAAUAUUUCUUCUUACGGCAAAGAUUUUAUACUUUCGCUACACUUUGUCACGUGGAAAAUAGCGUGCCGCCAGCACAUGAAUUCUGUCAACAUUCCAAAUUCAGUGUGUAGGCGUUCUCAAGACUGACUUUUACUUAAAAGUAAUUGUUGAUUCUUUUUGGUCUCUCGCAUACAGCUAUCAAACGCUUCUUCUGCCGUGUUAUAAUUAAAUUAGCGCUGUGACAGUGUACGGCUGGUUGCUUCUUAUUGAACCAUAACUUAGCUUAUUGGUGUGAGUUUUUAUUUAACUGAAUGAUUAGUAUCAUUUAUGAUUUGUAUGCACAGAGGUCAAUUCAAUAAGUAAGUGAUAAAUCAUCUAAAACAAAAAAGACAAGAAACAAAAAGAAAGAGAGAAAGAAAGAGAAAUUUACGUUGAACUGUGGGUAAUCUUGCAUCUUCAUUUUUUUGCUUCUAUUCAUUUUUUCUUAGAAAUUGUAUUCUUUAGAAAAAUUUAUAAUUCGAGAUAUUUCAGAUGAUGGUACAGUUUACUAUUAUAUUCAAUCUAAGUUCUAUUAAUUUUUCACAUUGUCGCGAGGCUUUUUAAAGGCAUUGACUCGUAACAAUCCGUGGUUACCACCCAGAUGACCUUGAACCUUUGAACAUCUUUACGUCGAUAACGAUCAUGAAUCAAUCCGGAGUAUUUUCCACCGAAGCACCGAAUAUCCAACAUUCACGGUGCUUAAUAUAACUCGAGGUGGCGGAACUCCUUGGUUUCGCACCAGUAAAAGACGGUGGUGGGACCCGGGCUACCAAUCCUGGAUCAGAAGUUACAAGGGAAGGUGCAACGCGAUCGAACUGGUGGGGGUUUCACACGGUUCCUGGAGGAAUUUCGGGAUCAUCGUUGUAUCGUGAAUCCUGCGUUGAGUGAUCUAGUCGAAGAUCGGACGCAAAGUGGCGCGGUGCUUGAUUGUUCGAUCGUCUCGAUCGUUUCAGAUUCUCGUCGUUCGGUUCCAACGUUUUUCGACGACCAGCUGGAUCUUUUAAUCGUCGAGCGAAUUUUCGCAGCUUCCCUCGGAAUUUCGUUUGAUCAGUCGAUUAAUAGAAGACGUAUCAGAAGGAACAAAGCUAUUCAACGCAACGAUCAAUUUUGGUGUCGUGAAUCAUCUUCUGUGAACACCGAUAAAAUGCCACAGGCAGCCCACGAAACGAAAAACAUCUUAACUACCUACUUUAUACUGAUCCUCUUACUAAUUUGCCUCUGGCUGUUGUACUCAGGAUUGUUUUAACUCUAGAAUAUAUUCCUAGCCAUGGAGUAAAGUAAGAAGUACGGAGAGAAUUACGCACGUUCGUCGACAACCAAAUACCUUCGAUUGAUCAGGAUACGCCAGAUGCCAGUUUUUCUUUCAUCUAACUAACGACCACAUCCUCUCCGCGUAAAAUCCAUUUCAAAAUGAACGAAACAAGUGUAAUUCAUUUAAACUGUUUCAACGUUUUCCAUGAGUUUUAUGUUCGUCCACCCUUUCCCCCCACGAUUUUAUGUAUUUCACGAGCACGAUAACCGGACGUCAAGAGAUAGUCCUAUUUCUAAUAAAAGUAGU